CUCGGAGUGACGUCAAUAGAGCGCGCGGUGCCGGGCGCAGUGUGUGAGAGCUGCAGCCAUGUCCUACUGCAGGCAGGAGGGAAAGGACAAAAUUAUCUUUGUAACCAAAGAAGAUCACGCGACGCCGAGCAGCGCAGAGCUCAUCCCCGAUGACCCCAACGAUCCAUAUGAAGACCAAGGUUUGAUUCUUCCCAAUGGAGACAUUAACUGGAAUUGUCCGUGCCUGGGCGGUAUGGCCAGCGGGCCGUGCGGGGAGCAAUUCAAAGCGGCCUUCUCUUGCUUCCACUACAGCCAGGAGGAGGUCAAGGGCUCAGACUGCCUGGAGCAGUUCCGGGCGAUGCAGGAGUGCAUGCAGAAAUACCCCGACCUCUACCCCCAGGAGGACGAUGACGAGGAGGACAACAAAGACAAGCAGAGCCCGGAGCCAGCGCCUACGGAGACUUCCCCUGUGACGGCGGUGGAGUCAUCCAGCUAAUGCAAGAGAAGAAGGGGGGAGAGAGAGGGGCACAGCCUCCAAGAUUUUACCUCCUUCUGUUCUAUGGACCAUGUCAUCCAGAGCUGCCCUUCUGUCUUAUGCAGGGCCCUGCAGGAGCAUGAUAGCUGGAGAUCACUGCUAACCCUGUUAGAGCAUUUCCCCUUUAAGAAAGGUAAAAAAAAAAAAAAAGUUCAAUUUUAACCAGUUCUUUGCUAUAUCUGAUUCUGGGAAAGCUGGGUUACUACCCAUUUGGACACCUCAUCACUCAGCUUUCCUAGUGGCCCAGCAUGGCAGAUCCAUAUUCCUCUAUUGCUUGAUAACGCGACAGAUUUGCCAUUUAGGGGGUUUGGAAAGCUGUGUGGUGGUAACAGUGGCCAUAUCGGCGACUACCCAGCUUUUCCGGAAAUUUAUAUAACGGAGGGACAAUCGGGGAACAGUCCGCUUUAUUGUGGGAGUUUUCUGUUACUUUCCUUGGUUCCUGUUCGCACCUCGCUAUCUUUUCAAUGGUCACCUAUGGGGGAUGGACACAACGAAAAUCAGUAGAAGGGAAGACCGCCCCCCGCCUGUGCCUCGCACCUGCCACUGCCGCCUCUCCUCCCAGCUGCACUGAAUUUACUAGACUCCUUACCUGUGGAUGGCGACCUGAAUAUAUUAAAUCUCUUUUUACCUUCU
Bufo gargarizans (Asiatic toad) is the source of this 1147-nucleotide messenger RNA. RefSeq names its product coiled-coil-helix-coiled-coil-helix domain containing 4 (gene CHCHD4). The record is from RefSeq and is a predicted model, not a curated record. Lineage: Eukaryota; Metazoa; Chordata; Amphibia; Anura; Bufonidae. The transcript is spliced from 3 exons. Gene Ontology annotation, molecular function: protein-disulfide reductase activity. Gene Ontology annotation, cellular component: mitochondrial intermembrane space. The coding region runs from base 59 to 475 and encodes 138 amino acids. Gene Ontology annotation, biological process: protein import into mitochondrial intermembrane space.